AUUAAGAGCGUGGCGGUAGCCCGGCGUCUGCCGGCCGGCCCUGCUGGGACCGAUGCCCUCUAGCGGCCCAGUGUCUAAAAGCCGCCAAAGAGGACGACCCAUGGCAUCCCGGAGCUAUGACGGGUCCCGCCGUGGGAGUCUCCGUCGGGCGGGCGCGCGCGAGCCACCGAGCGAGGUGGCGGAGGCAGCAGCCCACGCUUCUGGGUCCUCUUGGUCUUCGCCUUUCUUCUCCGUUUCUGCUCCGUCGGCCGCUGCCGCCGCCGCCGCCGCGGUCCCCGGCCCGAUCGACAUGGCGGCGGUGUUGCAGCAAGUCCUGGAGCGCACAGAACUGAACAAGCUGCCUAAGUCGGUCCAGAACAAACUUGAGAAGUUCCUUGCUGACCAGCAGUCCGAGAUCGAUGGCCUCAAGGGGCGGCACGAGAAAUUUAAGGUGGAGAGCGAACAACAGUACUUUGAGAUAGAGAAGAGGCUGUCCCACAGUCAGGAGAGACUUGUGAAUGAAACCCGAGAGUGCCAAAGCUUGCGGCUUGAGCUGGAGAAACUCAACAGUCAACUGAAGGCGCUAACUGAGAAAAACAAAGAACUUGAAGUGGCUCAGGAUCGCAAUAUUGCCAUUCAGAGCCAGUUUACAAGGACAAAGGAAGAAUUAGAAGCUGAGAAAAGAGACUUAAUUAGAACCAAUGAGAGACUGUCUCAAGAACUUGAAUAUUUAACAGAGGAUGUUAAACGUCUAAAUGAAAAACUUAAAGAAAGCAAUGCAACAAAGGGUGAGCUUCAGUUAAAAUUGGAUGAACUUCAAGCUUCUGAGGUUUCUGUUAAGUAUCGAGAAAAACGCUUGGAGCAAGAAAAAGAGUUGUUACAUAAUCAGAAUACUUGGCUGAAUACAGAGUUGAAGACCAAAACUGAUGAACUUCUGGCUCUCGGCAGAGAUAAAGGAAAUGAAAUUCUCGAGCUUAAAUGUAAUCUUGAAAACAAAAAAGAGGAGGUUUCUAGAAUGGAAGAACAGAUGAAUGGCUUGAAAACAUCAAAUGAGAAUCUUCAAAAGCAUGUAGAGGAUCUGUUGACGAAACUGAAAGAGGCCAAGGAACAGCAGGCCAGUAUGGAAGAGAAAUUCCACAAUGAAUUAAAUGCUCACAUAAAACUCUCUAACCUUUACAAGAGUGCUGCUGAUGAUUCAGAGGCAAAGAGCAAUGAACUGACCCGAGCAGUGGAUGAAUUACACAAACUUUUGAAGGAAGCUGGAGAAGCCAAUAAAGCAAUACAAGAUCAUCUUCUAGAAGUAGAGGAAUCUAAAGAUCAAAUGGAAAAAGAAAUGCUUGAGAAAAUAGGGAAAUUAGAGAAGGAAUUAGAGAAUGCAAAUGACCUGCUUUCUGCCACAAAACGUAAAGGGGCCAUCUUGUCUGAAGAAGAGCUUGCAGCCAUGUCUCCUACUGCAGCAGCCGUAGCUAAGAUAGUGAAACCUGGCAUGAAGCUAACUGAGCUGUAUAAUGCUUAUGUGGAAACUCAGGAUCAGCUGCUUUUGGAGAAACUAGAGAACAAAAGAAUUAAUAAGUAUCUAGAUGAAAUAGUGAAAGAAGUUGAAGCCAAAGCACCAAUUUUGAAACGCCAACGUGAGGAGUAUGAACGUGCACAGAAAGCUGUGGCAAGUUUAUCUGUUAAGCUUGAACAAGCUAUGAAGGAGAUUCAGCGAUUGCAGGAGGACACAGAUAAAGCCAAUAAACAUUCAUCUGUGCUUGAAAGAGACAAUCAAAGAAUGGAAGUACAAAUAAAAGAUCUUUCACAACAGAUUAGAGUGCUUCUGAUGGAACUUGAAGAAGCGAGGGGUAACCAUGUAAUCCGUGAUGAGGAAGUAAGCUCUGCUGAUAUAAGUAGUUCAUCUGAAGUAAUAUCACAGCACCUAGUAUCUUACAGAAACAUUGAAGAGCUUCAACAGCAAAAUCAACGUCUCUUAGUGGCCCUUCGGGAACUUGGGGAAACCAGAGAAAGAGAAGAACAAGAAGCAACUUCAUCCAAAAUAACUGAGAUUCACCUCAAACUUGAGAGCGCCCUCGUUGAAGUGGAACAACUCCGUGAAUCACGGCGACAUCAAAUGCAGCUUGUCGAUUCCAUAGUUCGUCAGCGUGAUAUGUACCGUAUUUUGUUGUCACAGACAACAGGAGUUACCAUUCCUUUACAAGCUUCAAGCUUAGAUGAUAGUUCUCUUAUGUCAACUCCAAAACGUUCAAGUACAUCACAGGCUGUUUCCACUCCUACUCCAGUACCUGUAAUUGAGUCAGCAGAGGCUAUAGAAGCCAAGGCUGCCCUUAAACAGUUGCAGGAAAUUUUUGAGAACUACAGAAAAGAAAAGGCAGAUAAUGAAAAAAUGCAGAAUGAGCAGCUUGAGAAACUUCAGGAGCAAGUCACAGAUUUGCGAUCACAAAAUACCAAAAUUUCUACCCAGCUAGAUUUUGCUUCUAAACGUUAUGAAAUGCUACAAGAUAAUGUUGAAGGAUAUCGUCGAGAAAUAACAUCCCUGCAUGAGAGAAAUCAGAAACUCACUGCAGCAACUCAAAAGCAGGAACAGAUCAUCAACACAAUGACACAAGAUUUGAGAGGAGCUAAUGAAAAGCUAGCUGUUGCAGAAGUAAGAGCAGAAAAUUUGAAAAAGGAAAAGGAAAUGCUUAAACUUUCAGAAGUUCGUCUUUCUCAGCAAAGAGAAUCUUUGUUGGCUGAACAAAGAGGGCAAAACUUGCUGCUAACUAAUCUGCAGACAAUUCAGGGAAUAUUGGAACGAUCUGAAACAGAAACCAAACAAAGGCUUAGUAGCCAGAUAGAAAAACUGGAACAUGAGAUAUCCCAUCUAAAGAAGAAGUUGGAAAAUGAGGUGGAACUAAGGCAUACACUUACUAGAAAUCUAGAUGUUCAACUUUUAGAUACAAAGAGACAGCUGGAUACUGAGACUAAUCUUCAUCUUAACACAAAAGAACUGUUAAAAAAUGCUCAAAAGGAAAUUGCUACAUUGAAACAGCACCUCAGUAAUGUGGAAGUCCAGCUUGCUUCUCAGUCCUCACAGAGAACUGGUAAAGGUCAGCCUAGCAACAAAGAAGAUGUGGAUGACCUUCUGAGUCAGCUAAGGCAGGCAGAAGAGCAGGUGAAUGAAUUGAAGGAAAGACUCAAAACAAGCACUAAUAAUGUGGAACAGUAUCGUGCAAUGGUUACCAGUUUGGAAGAGUCCCUCAACAAGGAAAAACAGGUGACAGAAGAAGUACAUAAGAAUAUUGAAGUUCGCUUAAAAGAGUCCGCUGAGUUUCAGACACAGCUGGAAAAGAAGUUAAUGGAAGUAGAGAAGGAAAAACAGGAACUUCAGGAUGACAAGAGAAAAGCCAUAGAGAGCAUGGAACAACAGUUAUCUGAGUUAAAGAAAACACUCAGUAGUGUUCAGAGUGAAGUACAAGAAGCUCUUCAGAGAGCAAGCACUGCUUUGACUAAUGAACAGCAAGCCAGACGGGACUGUCAGGAACAAGCUAAAAUAGCUGUGGAAGCUCAGAAUAAGUAUGAGAGAGAAUUGAUGCUACACGCUGCUGAUGUUGAAGCUCUACAAGCUGCCAAGGAACAGGUUUCCAAAAUGAUGUCAGUGCGUCAGCACUUGGAAGAAACAGCCCAGAAAGCAGAAUCACAGUUGUUGGAGUGUAAAGCAUCUUGGGAGGAAAGAGAGAGAAUGUUAAAGGAUGAAGUUUCCAAGAGUGUGUCUCGCUGUGAAGACCUAGAAAAACAAAACAGAUUACUUCAUGAUCAGAUUGAAAAAUUAAGUGACAAAGUCGUUGCUUCUAUGAAGGAAGGUGUACAAGGUCCAUUGAAUGUAUCUCUCAGUGAAGAAGGAAAAUCUUCAGAACAAAUUUUAGAAAUUCUCAGAUUUAUACGACGAGAAAAAGAAAUUGCUGAAACUAGGUUUGAAGUGGCUCAGGUUGAGAGUCUGCGCUAUCGGCAAAGGGUUGAACUUUUAGAAAGAGAGCUGCAGGAACUGCAGGAUAGUCUAAAUGCUGAAAGGGAGAAAGUUCAGGUAACUGCAAAAACAAUGGCCCAGCAUGAGGAACUGAUGAAGAAAACCGAAACAAUGAAUGUAGUUAUGGAGACCAAUAAGAUUCUGAGGGAAGAAAAGGAAAGGCUAGAACAGGAUCUACAACAGAUGCAAGCCAAGGUGAGGAAACUGGAGUUAGAUAUUUUACCCUUACAAGAAGCAAAUGCUGAGCUGAGUGAGAAAAGCGGUAUGUUGCAAGCAGAGAAGAAGUUAUUAGAAGAAGAUGUCAAACGUUGGAAAGCACGUAACCAGCAUCUAGUGAGUCAACAGAAAGAUCCAGAUACAGAAGAAUAUCGAAAGCUCCUUUCUGAAAAGGAAGUUCAUGCUAAGCGUAUUCAACAAUUGACUGAAGAAAUUGGAAGGCUUAAAGCUGAAAUUGCAAGUAGUCUGGCAUUUUCAGUAGGAGAGAUAUUACUUAAUUUUAAAAUGAGGAAGCUAAGAUUCAGAAAGGUACCCAAGCUUAUAAGAUCGAAUGCAUCUUUGACUAACAACCAGAACUUAAUCCAGAGUCUAAAGGAAGAUUUAAAUAAAGUAAGAACUGAAAAGGAAAGCAUCCAGAAGGACUUAGAUGCCAAAAUAAUUGAUAUUCAAGAAAAAGUUAAAACUAUUACUCAAGUCAAGAAAAUUGGGCGUAGGUACAAGACUCAAUAUGAAGAACUUAAAGCACAACAAGAUAAGGUCAUGGAGACCUCAGCUCAGUCUUCUGGAGACCAUCAGGAACAGCAUGUCUCAGUCCAGGAAAUGCAGGAGCUCAAAGAAACCCUUAAUCAAGCUGAAACAAAGUCAAAAUCACUCGAGAGUCAGGUGGAGAAUCUGCAGAAGGCAUUAUCUGAAAAAGAGGUGGAAGCAAGAAGUCUCCAGGAACAGACUGUGCAGCUUCAAUCUGAACUUUCACGACUUCGUCAGGACCUUCAAGAUAGAACCACACAGGAGGAGCAGCUCCGACAGCAGAUAACUGAAAAGGAAGAAAAAACAAGAAAGGCUAUUGUAGCAGCAAAAUCAAAAAUUGCACACUUAGCUGGUGUAAAAGAUCAGCUAACUAAAGAAAAUGAGGAGCUUAAACAAAGGAAUGGAGCCUUAGAUCAGCAGAAAGAUGAACUGGAUGUUCGUAUGACUGCUCUUAAGUCCCAGUAUGAAGGUCGAAUUAGUCGCUUGGAAAGAGAACUCAGGGAGCAUCAAGAGAGACACCUUGAGCAGAGGGAUGAGCCUCAAGAACCUACUAACAAGGUCCCAGAACAGCAGAGACAGAUCACGUUGAAAACAGCUCCAACUUCUGGUGAAAGAGGAAUUGCCAGCACCUCAGACCCACCAACAGCCAAUAUCAAGCCAACUCCUGUUGUGUCUACUCCAAGUAAAGUGACAGCUGCAGCUAUGGCUGGGAAUAAGUCAACACCCAGGGCUAGUAUCCGCCCAAUGGUUACACCUGCAACUGUUACAAAUCCUACUACUACCCCAACAGCUACAGUGAUGCCCACUACACAAGUGGAAUCACAAGAAGCCAUGCAAUCAGAAGGGCCUGUGGAACAUGUUCCAGUUUUCGGAAGCACAAGUGGAUCUGUUCGUUCUACUAGUCCUAACGUCCAGCCUUCUAUCCCUCAACCCAUUUUAACUGUUCAGCAACAAACACAGGCUACAGCCUUUGUGCAACCCACUCAACAGAGUCAUCCUCAGAUUGAGCCUACAAAUCAAGAGCUAUCCCCAAACAUAGUGGAGGUGGUUCAGAGUUCACCAGUUGAGCGGCCUUCUACUUCCACAGCAGUGUUUGGCACUGUUUCAGCUACCCCAAGUUCUUCUUUGCCGAAGCGUACACGGGAAGAGGAAGAAGAUAGCACCAUAGAAGCAUCAGACCAGAUCUCUGACGAUACAGUGGAAAUGCCUCUUCCAAAGAAGUUGAAAAGUGUUACACCUGUAGGAACUGAGGAAGAAGUUAUGGCAGAAGAAAGUACUGAUGGAGAGGUAGAGACUCAAGUAUACAACCAAGAUUCUCAAGAUUCCAUUGGAGAAGGAGUCACCCAGGGAGAUUAUACACCAAUGGAAGACAGUGAAGAAACCUCUCAGUCUCUACAAAUAGACCUUGGACCUCUUCAAUCAGAUCAACAAACAACAUCAUCACAAGAUGGUCAAGGCAAAGGAGAUGAUGUCAUCGUAAUUGACAGUGAUGAUGAAGAGGAGGAUGAUGAUGAAAAUGAUGGGGAACAUGAGGAUUAUGAAGAAGAUGAAGAAGAAGACGAUGAUGAUGAAGAUGACACAGGGAUGGGAGACGAGGGUGAAGAUAGUAAUGAAGGCACUGGUAGUGCAGAUGGCAACGAUGGGUAUGAAGCUGAUGAUGCUGAGGGUGGUGAUGGGACUGAUCCAGGUACAGAAACAGAAGAAAGUAUGGGUGGAGGUGAAAGUAAUCAGAGAGCAGCUGAUUCUCAAAACAGUGGUGAAGGAAAUACUGGUACUGCAGAGUCCUCUUUUUCCCAGGAGAUUUCUAGAGAACAACAGCCAUCAUCAGCAUCUGAAAGACAGACCCCUCGAGCACCUCAGUCACCAAGACGCCCACCACACCCACUUCCCCCAAGACUGACCAUUCAUGCUCCACCUCAAGAGCUAGGACCACCAGUUCAGAGAAUCCAGAUGACCCGGAGGCAGUCUGUAGGACGUGGGCUUCAGUUGACUCCAGGAAUAGGUGGCAUGCAGCAGCAUUUUUUUGAUGAUGAAGACAGAACAGUUCCAAGUACCCCAACUCUUGUUGUGCCACAUCGUACUGAUGGAUUUGCUGAAGCAAUUCAUUCCCCACAGGUUGCUGGUGUUCCCAGAUUCCGUUUUGGGCCGCCUGAAGAUAUGCCACAGACAAGCUCUAGUCACUCUGAUCUUGGCCAGCUUGCUUCUCAAGGGGGUUUGGGAAUGUAUGAAACACCCCUCUUCCUAGCUCACGAAGAGGAGUCGGGUGGCCGAAGUGUUCCCACUACUCCUCUGCAAGUUGCAGCCCCAGUGACUGUAUUUACUGAGAGUACCACCUCUGAUGCCUCAGAGCAUGCUUCUCAGUCUGUUCCAAUGGUGACAACAUCCACUGGCACUUUAUCCACAACGAAUGAAACAGCAACAGGUGAUGAUGGAGAUGAAGUAUUUGUGGAGGCAGAAUCUGAAGGUAUUAGUUCAGAAGCAGGCCUCGAAAUUGAUAGCCAGCAGGAAGAAGAGCCGGUUCAGGUGUCUGAUGAGUCAGAUCUUCCUUCCACCAGCCAGGACCCUCCUUCCAGUUCUUCUGCAGAUACCAGCAGUAGUCAGCCAAAGCCUUUCAGACGAGUAAGACUUCAGACAACAUUGAGACAAGGUGUCCGUGGUCGUCAAUUUAACAGACAGAGAGGUGUGAGCCAUGCAAUGGGAGGGAGAGGAGGAAUAAAUAGAGGAAAUAUUAAUUAAAUGUUCUAUAAACUAUAAUAACUGUGAAUAAGAUAGUCAGAUCUGUUUUAGUGUAAUGAUUGUUGAGUUGAAAAACAUUUUUGUAUUUAAAUUGGUAUGCUUAUAUCAACAUUCUUUAUUAAUAAAAUGUAUUUCAGUGUCAAA
Messenger RNA from Balaenoptera acutorostrata (minke whale), 7606 nucleotides. It is a transcript of the gene TPR, whose product is annotated as translocated promoter region, nuclear basket protein. Gene Ontology annotation, cellular component: nuclear pore. Lineage: Eukaryota; Metazoa; Chordata; Mammalia; Artiodactyla; Balaenopteridae. The record is from RefSeq and is a predicted model, not a curated record. Bases 53 to 7462 code for a protein of 2469 amino acids. Gene Ontology annotation, biological process: protein import into nucleus; mRNA export from nucleus. The transcript has 53 exons. Gene Ontology annotation, molecular function: structural constituent of nuclear pore.